Molecule: messenger RNA, 4503 nt
Organism: Acanthosepion pharaonis
Lineage: Eukaryota; Metazoa; Mollusca; Cephalopoda; Sepiida; Sepiidae
Source: the annotation of a GenBank genome assembly
AUGGAUCAGGGGCUUAAUCAGUAUGAUUCAAAUCAGGACCAGCUACGGAGACAAACCUACUCGCAAUUUUCACCUGUAUCUGCUGAUCAAGGCCUCGAUUCGUCACUUAACAGUGAUGAGCAUAUGGGCCAACAUAAUCUGAUCAACUCUUUGAAGGAUGCUGUUGGUCGUCCUUUACCAACUGGUAUGUCAGAAGACAGUGACUAUACAAGCGACGUCAACUUCCCAGUGCAACACCACCACAACAGUUCCGCUCACCAGUUUCGAGGAGAACAUCAAUUUCGGCUGCAGCAUGAGGACAGUAAAGAAUACUACAAUAAUGAAUCCUUUGAUCGGGGAUACGAGCGAGAACCAGAUUACUACCAAGAUGGUGGCAUGUAUUACCCUGGCAGAAGUGACACUGACUCCGAACCUUUGUAUUAUAAUAGCCGGCCUAACAGCAGGCCACAGUCAUUUGUCAAUGACAGUCCUGUUGAUAGUCGUGUUUCUUCUUUGAAUGUAAGCAGGCAAAGCACACAAGAUUAUAGUCCAGUGAAUAGCCGAAUUUCUUCAGCAGAUGUCAGCCGACAGAGCACUCAGGACUAUAGUGACUCUGCUCCCCCUCCUACUGAUCAGCCUUACGAGGAAGAGGAGAAACCGAAACAAGAACGGCCAGAAUUGCCUUCGCCUGCUCGUAACCGUUGGAUUGAUGCAAUACAAAAAGUUUGCAGUCAGUUAGGAGAUCCUGAAAUAGAUGGAAUGAAUGGGGAUUCACGGGAAAAAUGGUGGGCACGACAUGCCAAUGGCGGACCACCAGAACAUAAUACAUUUUACACAAGUAUAGACAGUAUGCCAGAGAUUAAACCAAGGCGGAAAUCUAUACCAUUUGUAAGCGACCUAACAAUGGUGGCAUCAAAGAGAAAUGCCGGUGUUCCAUCAGCAAUGGUUGCUCGGCAGUCUUUAAAUGAUGAAGAAUUAAAAAUGCAUGUUUACAAGAAGACCCUGCAAGCCUUAAUCUACCCCAUAUCCAGCACAACACCUCACAACUUUGUUGUAUGGACUGCAACAUCCCCUACUUAUUGCUUUGAAUGUGAGGGAUUGUUGUGGGGGCUAGCACGGCAGGGAGUACGAUGUACAGAGUGCGGCGUCAAGUGCCAUGAAAAAUGCAAAGACCUCCUCAAUGCAGACUGCUUACAACGAGCUGCUGAAAAGAGUUCAAAACAUGGUGCUGAGGACAAAACCCAUAAUAUUAUCAUGGCUAUGAAAGAUCGAAUGAAGACUCGGGAAAAGAACAAACCAGAAAUAUUUGAGCUCAUAAGGCAAGUUUUUGGUGUAGAUAAAAAGUCCCAUUCAGGACACAUGAAGGCAGUUAAGCAGAGUGUAUUAGAUGGAACUUCAAAAUGGUCAGCUAAAAUUGCCAUCACAGUCAUUUCUGCUCAGGGCCUUAUAGGUAAAGAUAAAACUGGAACUAGUGACCCUUAUGUCACAGUACAGGUGGGGAAAGUGAAAAAGCGAACAAAGACAGUGCCUCAAGACCUAAAUCCUGUUUGGACUGAAAAAUUCUAUUUUGAAUGCCAUAAUUCUUCAGACAGAAUCAAGGUCAGAGUUUGGGAUGAAGAUAAUGAUCUUAAAUCAAAAUUGAGGCAAAAGCUGACCAGGGAAUCAGAUGAUUUCUUGGGGCAGACAAUCAUUGAAGUUCGAACACUCAGUGGAGAGAUGGAUGUUUGGUAUAAUUUAGAAAAAAGAACUGAUAAGUCUGCUGUGUCUGGUGCUAUUCGUUUACACAUUAGCGUGGAAAUCAAGGGAGAAGAAAAAGUUGCUCCCUACCACGUACAAUACACUUGCCUUCAUGAGAACCUUUUCCAUUAUUUAUGUGAACAAAGCGGUGGAAGCGUCAAAUUACCCGAUGCAAAGGGAGACGAUGCUUGGAAAGUGUAUUAUGAUGAACCAUCCCAGGAGAUUGUGGAUGAAUUUGCAAUGCGCUAUGGAAUCGAGUCUAUAUAUCAAGCCAUGACUCAUUUUUCAUGUUUAUCAUGCAAGUAUAUGUGUCCCGGUGUGCCAGCAGUGAUGAGCACCCUCCUGGCUAACAUCAAUGCCUUUUAUGCACAUACAACAGCCACCACAGCUGUGUCAGCUAGUGAUAGAUUUGCUGCGUCCAACUUUGGAAAAGAAAAGUUUGUUAAGUUGCUAGAUCAACUACACAACUCACUUCGAAUAGAUCUUUCAAUGUAUAGGAACAAUUUCCCUGCCUCCGAUCCUGCUCGGCUUCAGGACUUGAAGUCCACAGUCGAUCUUCUCACGAGUAUAACAUUUUUCAGGAUGAAAGUUCAGGAACUGACGAGUCCUCCACGGGCCAGUUCUGUUGUGAAGGACUGCGUUAUAGCUUGUAUGAAAUCAACAUAUAAGUUCAUCUUUGACAACUGCUAUGUUCUUUACCAACGUGAAUUCCAGGAUGCCGGUGAAAGCAAAGAGGAGGCAGAAGGCCACAAAACAAUGGAAUUUUGGCAUAAAUUAAUUGCUCUUACUGUUUCUGUCAUUGAAGAGGACAAGAAUAGCUACACACCUGUAUUGAAUCAAUUCCCUCAAGAUUUAAAUGUCGGACAAGUGAGUGCUGCAAAUAUGUGGAGCUCUCUGUCCAUAGAUUUAAGGGAAGCACUGGCUGAUGAUGAAGAAGAGAAACCUUGCAAAAGCUCAGAAUAUAUGAAUCUCCAUUUCAAAGUGAAAUGGUUAUAUACUAAAUAUGUCGCUGAUGUGCCUCAGAUGAAAGGAACAGUACCUGAUUACCCUGCGUGGUUUGAAUCAUAUGUCAUGCAGUGGUUAAAUGAAAAUGAUGUUGUCUCCAUGGAUUAUUUACGAGGUGCUUAUGAGAGAGACAAAAAAGAUGGGUUUGUCAAAAGUUCUGAACAUGCUUUAUUUUCAACAUCAGUGGUGGAUAUCUUCACACAGCUAAAUCAGUGUUUUGAUGUCAUUAAAAAGCUAGAAUGUCCUGAUCCUGAAAUAGUUAAACAUUAUAUGGCACGGUUUGCUAAGACAAUAAACCAAGUACUUCUUGCCUAUGCAGCCAUUGUUCGGCGUGAUUUUGAACAAUACACUGGACGUCAGAAAACAGCUUGUAUUUUGAUGAAUAAUAUACAACAACUUAGAGUACAGCUGGAAAAAGUAUUUGAAUCAAUGGGAGGUGAAAAGUUGGAUACGGAAGCAGCAGACAUUUUGAAGGAGCUCCAACAAAAACUAAAUGGAGUUUUGGAUGAAUUAGCUCAAAUAUUUGCUAAAAGCCUUGAGCCUCAAAUUCAACAAAGUAUUCAAGAACUAGGUAAACUACUUUCAAAUGUGAAAGGUGCUGGUCAAGUGUCCCUUUCUCAACCCAGUCAGAGAAGUAACAUACAAGCAGAGUCAGAUAUGAUCCUGAGACCAUUAAUGGAUCUCCUUGAUGGAAGCUUAUCAAUGUUCUCACAAGCUUGUGAGAAGACAGUCUUGAAACGAUUACUCAAGGAAUUGUGGAAGAUUGUGAUGCACACAAUGGAAAAGACUGUUGUUCUUCCACCACUUUCAGAUCCCCGACAGCUGCUGCUUCUUCCUGGAAAUGCACAAGCAAAGAUUGAAGCCAUGUCCAGUGCAUUACUAACCCAUGUAAGCCAAAUGCCCAAAGGUGUUCAGAUGAUCCAGGAUAAUUUGGCUAGUCGUGGCUUCCAGAUCCAGCCAAUAGCCCAGUUGUCAAGCCAGCUGUCCAGUCAACCAGCCUUCUCCUCUGCACAGGACAUAUCAAAGGAAAUAGAGAAAAACUUGACUCCCAAACAGUGUGCAGCACUCGACUUGGCCCUGGACACCAUAAAGAACUACUUCCAUGCUGGUGGUCAAGGGCUUAAGAAAACCUUCUUAGAUAAGAGCCCUGAACUACAAUCACUUCGCUAUGCACUAUCAUUAUACACCCAGACAACUGAUACCCUCAUCAAGACAUUUGUUAAUACGGAAACUCAACAAGAUUUACCUGCACAAGAAGAUCAAGUUGGAGAAGUUUCAAUUCAGGUUGAUUUAUUCACUCAUCCUGGAACUGGAGAGCACAAAGUCACUGUUAAAGUGGUUGCAUGUAAUGACCUCAAAUGGCAAACGGCCAGUAUGUUCCGCCCAUUUGUUGAGGUUCAUCUGAUUGGGCCGCAUCUCAGUGAUAAAAAGAGGAAACAUUCCACCAAGUCCAAAAGCAACAACUGGUCUCCCAAAUUUAACGAAACCUUCCAGUUUAUUAUCGGUAAUGAAGAAGAACCUGAUGCAUACGAACUACACAUCUGUAUUAAAGAUUACUGCUUUGCUCGGGAGGAUCGUCAGAUCGGGAUAGCAGUGAUGCAACUACGAGAUAUUUCUGAACAGGGCAGCUGUGCUUGCUGGUGCCCAUUGGGCAAACGUCUCAAUUUGGACGAGACUGGAUGGACCAUUCUUCGCAUUCUCUCACAGAGAACCAAUGAUGAGGUUGCUAAGGAGUUUGUUAAACUCAAGUCAGAAUGCCGACAUCAAGAGGAUGUGGGCUGA